CCUCGUUCAACUUCGGAACAAACGAGGAAGAAGCAUUCUCUGAAAGCAAAAAAAAAAAAUACGAAAAAAAAAUUAUACAUUAUAUAUAUAUAUAUAUAUUUAAAAAAAUAUAUAUAUAUAUAUAGCGCGAGAGACAAUAACGGCCGCAUUAUUACACCAAAAGGUGUCAUCCAUCCUUAUUCUCCUUCACACAAAUUAUCGUCUUCUAAUAUUUACGUGAAACUUCAAGCACCAAGAAAGAUUUCCUAAGAUGCCUUUGAAGAAUAAUGACAAUGAGGUUUCAAACCAGACCUACUCGGAGUUAAAAAAUCCAGUUCAGAACAAAGUCUAUAAAAGAGAUCCAGACAAAAGGAUCUUUGUGAACCGGGGCCUCCUGAUGCAGAAAGUGAAAUAUCUCGGGUUUGACAUGGAUUACACUAUUGCUGUUUACAAAUCUCCCAAUUUCGAGGCCCUUGGUUUUGACCUCAUCAAAAAGAAAAUGAUUCUCAUGGGUUACCCUAAUGCUAUUGAGGACUUUGAGUACGACCACACCUUCCCAAUAAGAGGAUUGUGGUUCGAUACACUCUAUGGGAACCUGUUGAAAGUGGACAGUUUCGGUUACAUCCUUGUCUGUGUUCAUGGAUUCAGUUUCCUCAGUGGAAAACAAGUCUAUGAAUAUUACCCCAACAAGUUUGUCCACAUGGACGAAAAACGGUUCAGGAUCUUCAAUACUCUCUUUGAACUUCCAGUGAUGUACCUCCUCACUUGUCUAGUAGAUUUCUUCACCAACCAUCUAGACUACAUAUCUAUGAAGACAGGUGUGAAGUGUGCAGACCUGACCAUAGCCUAUAAGUCAAUCUACCAAGACGUCCUCCAGGCAGUUGACUAUGUUCAUGGGAAAGAUGGUCCACUAAAACAAGAAACACUGAAGCAGGUUGCCACUUAUGUAGUAAAAGAUGAAAGGCUUCCGAUACUCCUGGACAGAAUGAGAUUCCAUGGGACAAAGGUUUUCUUAGCUACAAACAGUGACUACAACUAUACGAAUAAUGUAAUGAGUUAUUUACUUAACGAUGCUGAAGAGGGGAGGAAUUGGACAACCUAUUUUGAUUACAUUGUAGUUGAUGCAAAGAAACCUCUCUUCUUCACUGAAGGAACAAUUUUACGCCAAGUUGACCUGAAAACAGGAGCCCUGAAAAUAGGGACCCACACAGGACCAAUGCAAAGCGGACACGUUUACUCAGGGGGAUCCUGCAAUGUGUUCACAGAUCUGAUUGGUGCCAUGCACCGAGACGUACUCUAUGUCGGUGACCACAUCUUUGGAGACAUUCUCAAGUCGAAGAAAACGAGUGGUUGGAAGACUUUUCUCAUAGUUCCAGAAAUUACGCAAGAACUGAAGGUUUGGACCAACAAACGCUCCCUCUUCGAUAAACUUGAUGAAUACGAUGCCAAGAUUGCCGAAGAGUACAAGUACCUCGACAGCAGCAGUCAUGUAUGCCCUGACAUCACAGCAUACCAAAGCAAAAUCAAGUCUGUAACACAUGAAAUGGACAUGGAAUACGGUGUAUUGGGAAGUUUAUUUAGAAGUGGUUCUCGACAGACCUUCUUUGGGGCCCAAGUUAUGCGGUACGCCGAUCUAUAUGCUGCCUCAAUUCUCAACUUGCUCUAUUACCCAUUCAGCUAUGUAUUUAGAGCACCACCAAUGUUGAUGGCACAUGAAUCAACUGUGUCACACGAGAAACAAGUGGUCGGCAGCGAUCUGAUGGCCAGUCGUUCGCGCUCUUUCAGUGAGAACUUAUCAGGAAUUUCCACCGAUGCUGCCAUUCCCAAGAGAAAAACACUGCAGCGUACAGAUAGCCUGGUACCACACCUUUAUGCCGACACACCAAAGGAAAUCACUCAAAUCCUGGAAUUCGAUGAAGAAGAGGAAAAAAGCAGAGACAUCAAAGAAGAAGACGAAGAAAAUUAUGCUGACCAAUAAUCAACAUCGAAUGUUAUUAAUUAGCAAUUAAGUGGAAGAUACAACCACUUCCUUCCUUUCUUUCUUUCUAUUUUUUUUCUUUUCUUAUAUAUACUUUAUACUUCUAUAUUCUCUGUACUUCUGUAUACCCUCUAUACUCGUGUAUAUUUUGUACAACUGUUUAAUCUAUACUCUUAUAUACCCAAUACAACCGAAUAAUCCCUCGGGUUUGAAAAUAUUAUAUACAUAGCUUGCUUCUAAGCAGUUAACGGUAUGGUACUCCCAAAAUAGUCUUAUAUACAAAAAUAUAUGUCUGUGUGUUUGUGUGUUUAUGUAUGUAUAUAUAUGUGUAUAUAUACACACACAAACACAUAUGUAUGGUGUGUUUAUGUGUGUGUGCAUAUGUGUAUAUACACACACAAACACAUACAUAUGAGUGGUGUGUUUAUGUGUGCAUGUGUACAUAUAGAUUAUCAAACAGAUCUCCAAAGGGAGUGGUGUGGGUCUGCGUGAACAAAGUUUGUCACAUUUUGUAUUAAUUGACAAAAGGAAUUCAGUGAACUCACCCCAGCGGAAAAAAGGGAAAGGUUGAAAAGAGAGAAAAUCACGAGAGAUGAUGGCAUUUUAAAUUCUCUGAUUAUGAGUUGCUGCCAUUUUUUCCCCUUCUUUAUUUUAGAAAAUGUAAAACCCAACUGUCUCCUCUGAAUUUAUCUCCUGUUAAAUUUCCCUUGGAGAAGGACUCUCUAAAACGUUAGAUUUUCUGCUCCCCAUGAAAGUAAACUGUACUCUUUAUAGAUGUGUGUGUGUGCGUAUGUGUGUGUGAGAGAGAUCCAAAUAAUAGGAUGAAGAAAUGCUUUAACACAUCUUUAAUGAUUCAUUACAAUUGCUUCUGUACCAACUCUGCUUUCAACACCAGUCUAUGUAAAUUUUCACUUUGAAUAUUGUGUAAACUGAUGUUGCAAGCAGAGUUGGCACAGAAACAAUUGUAAUGCAUCAUUAAAGAUGUGUUAAAGGAUUUCUUUAAUCUCUUCAUUUGGAUUUAUAGCUUACUCUUCACUGCACCAACAAAACAGUUUCACCAUCAUGAAACUAGGAUUUUCUACACUUGAAGAAUUUCGCUAUCAGUCAGGAAUCUGACAGUGUUGACAGCUCAGAACUCAGGGUGAGUGCUUCCCUGGAAAUACCCCACCAGGACCUAAGAUAUAUAUAUGUGUGUGUGUAUGCAUGUAACAGAGUUAUAUAUACAUAGUUUAUGGCUAUUGUCAAAGCUUUGUUUAAAUUUCUACAACUUUAGAUCUGUAUACAGCUAAAUUAAUCUGUAGGAAGUAUAAGUAAAGGAAUUUAAUCUCGAAAAUAUAAUCUUCAAAUACCUGCGGUCAUUCUGGCCACAAUCAUUUUGUAUUUACUCAUUGUUAUGCAGCAGUUUUUUUCUAGUUAUAUUCUGAAUCCCAUAUUCCAGGCUUGUUAGUCAAAUAUAAAAUGGGUUUUAGUUGAAUAAGUGGGAGUCUUUUAUACGAGCUUAUGAAAUAAAUACAAAGUGAUUAUUAA
Octopus sinensis (East Asian common octopus) is the source of this 3484-nucleotide messenger RNA. RefSeq names its product cytosolic purine 5'-nucleotidase. The record is from RefSeq and is a predicted model, not a curated record. The coding region runs from base 251 to 1957 and encodes 568 amino acids. NCBI's taxonomy places the organism in Eukaryota, Metazoa, Mollusca, Cephalopoda, Octopoda, Octopodidae. The transcript is spliced from 18 exons. Gene Ontology annotation, molecular function: 5'-nucleotidase activity.